GCAGAGAGGAGGACAGAGAAGGGGAGGAGAUUUAAAUGGCCAGCUUUUGAAAUGGUAGUGUGGGGGCAAUUAUGAGCAAGACUGGAGCUCAGAACAGGACUGAAAACUGAAACUGUUGGUGCAACUUUGGGCAUGGAUCGUCACAUGUUUUUGGACUGAAUAUACUUCUUUUUUAUUUUUACUUUGUGCACUGAAUAUAUGCUCUAUCAAAACUGGCUGCCACUAUUUCCUGCUGCAGAGUCAUUUUAGGAUGUGUCCUUUUGAUUUUUAAUGUGAAUUAAAAAACUUUUUUGUUUCGUAUUGUGUUGCCACCACACCUCCAGUUCGCCUCUGGGACCUUAUUCAUUGGUAAGCACAAGCCACUUCAUCAGGUUACACGCGGCAGCGGAGCUACGUGACUGCACUCAUUUUCAGCGUUACUUAACCGGGAACGGAUGAGUUGGAAAUUCCCGGUCAGUUUCUUUUUUUCUUUUCUGAGUAGUUUUGCAAUUUUGUUGGAGUGUUUUAUUGAGUGCACCGGGAGCCGUCAACCCCUCUCCACUCGCAGACAUCGCGAAAUGAAACUCGGUCUUGUCAUCCAGACUGCGGUGGCGCUUCAUCUGCUGCUCUCACCUGCACAGAGUCUUCCCUUGUCAAGCAUAACCAAUACAACAGAAGUGUUAAUGUUCCAAGAAGUGUGGGGUCGCAGCUUCUGCCGGACCAUUGAGAAGCUAGUGGAGGUGGUGCAGGAGUACCCGACAGAGGUGGAGCACAUCUAUAGCCCUGCCUGUGUGCCGCUGGUGAGGUGUGCAGGUUGCUGUGGGGACGAAAACCUGGAGUGCCAUCCCACCCACACCACAAACGUCACCAUGCAGCUGUUGAAAAUCAGGCCAUCAGAGCCAGGUCAAGAAUAUGUUGAGAUGACAUUUGUGGAGCAUCAGACAUGUGAAUGUAGAGUCAGGAAACCUAUUACGAAGGUUGAAAGGAAAAGGCAAAGAGGAAGAGGAAGGAAAAGAAAAGAGAGACAAAAAACAAAAGAAUGUGACAGGUGCCAGAACCCUCGCAGGUAACUGCAGUGGCGACCCGAACCUCCAGUUGCAGUGUGGUUCACUAUUUAUUUCCAACCCAGCAUUCAGAGUUUCAUCCGCUCAUCUAUACUGUGUCUGCAGCCGGAGACUCAAACAGCUGGGUUGUUUUGCUGACAUGCCGUCCUGCUGAUGGGCAGAGUGUUUGUAAUGACAAGCUUUAACCGGAAGUUUGAUUAGAUUAGUGGAAAGACUGCUGUUACACACCUGACACAAUGGACAUCCCUGGGAGCCAGUGCAAUGUUGAACCAAACAGGCCGACACCUUUUCUUUUAUAGCUUAUUACUGCAUCAUUUAUUGUAAUUUGGUCAUUUCUUUGGUAUUUAAAAGUGGUUACACAUUUUUAGAAUCUAUAUUUAUUGAUACAUCUGAAUAUUUGGACUAGCACCCUUUUAAAAGUGUGUCAUCUUUUCUUUAAACAUUAUUUGAAAAGCCUUAAUUUGUCAUAGUAAUAUACUGUAUGUCGGACAGUUGGUGUGCAGCUGCUUUAAAUGCAAUAAUGAAAUGUUUCCGUCUAGCGUUUGAGGAGACAGCGUUCAAACUAAUUUUUUUUUUGUGAAUAAGAUUAGACAUAGGACAGUGUUGUCAGACACAAUCAGUCACUUCAUUAGCUAUUCAAAUCUUCUACCACACAUAUGGUGUAACUUGCGAGAACAAUAUAUAUCAGAAAAAUCUAUCAACUGAUGACAUGUCCGCAGAAGAUUGUGUAUGAAUGAAUGACUGAUAUUUAAAAUUCUCAAAAAUCUAAAAAUUCAAAAUUCCUUGAAAUCUAUCUCUCUUUCUCUACUGUCUUUGUGAGUUCAGUCACAUCAGAUAACUAUCAGUAGACAAGUUUCUAUCAACUCACACCAGGAAGUGUGUCAUAGGCUGCAGAAGAGACGUGGCAAACCCAGUAGGAAGGCAGUACUACUAGCAAUACUACAGUAACCAAUACUUAAGCAGUACCAAUUUGGUAUAAAUGCCUAUUAUAGAUUAUUAUUACAAUUGUUGUUUUUUUACUGGGAUUGCAAGUUUCUCACAGAUAUAUAUAAAAAUGUUGAUGUGCUUUGUGGAGUUAAACAGCAUACAUGCCUCUACCUUGGUGACACAAAACUCCCAUUAUAAGCCCCAGGUGUCAUUCAGUCUGUUUUGGAAACUGCAGUAAGGAAGGGGUCAAUUGAAGUAGUUACUGUAUGUCAACUGAUGUCCUUUUGUAUUAUUAUUUUUCAUGUAGCUUACUACACAAGGAAAAUUUCUAUGAAAAUGUACAAAGUAACAUUUCUACUGCGUUAGUAUUUUUAUUUCAUUUAAAUAUUUAUUUUGUAAUUAAAUUGUUAUGGUCGUCA
Messenger RNA from Etheostoma spectabile (orangethroat darter), 2389 nucleotides. It is a transcript of the gene pgfb, whose product is annotated as placental growth factor b. Gene Ontology annotation, cellular component: membrane. Gene Ontology annotation, biological process: vascular endothelial growth factor receptor signaling pathway; positive regulation of angiogenesis; response to hypoxia. Gene Ontology annotation, molecular function: chemoattractant activity; growth factor activity; vascular endothelial growth factor receptor binding. The coding region runs from base 435 to 1049 and encodes 204 amino acids. The record is from RefSeq and is a predicted model, not a curated record. NCBI's taxonomy places the organism in Eukaryota, Metazoa, Chordata, Actinopteri, Perciformes, Percidae. The transcript has 7 exons.